UUGCCCCUGUCAGAGGCAAGGCAGCUCAUUCAUCUUUGUCUUUGGCGUUGGUGGAGAGUGAAAAGAAACGGCAGAAGAAAUUGAAAUUGCGGUUGCGGGGAUGGCUGACGGCGAUUCUCAGCAUGACCUGAAAUUCAUUCUCUCCUCCGGAGAGAGAGACUUCCUCGUUCGGAACAAUGGCGAUCAGGUAAAGAUAAGCGAUUUGAGCGGCAAGACCACUGGACUCUACUUCUCGGCUUCAUGGUGCGGGCCGUGUCGGCGAUUCACUCCAGAACUUAUAGAUGUUUACAACGAUCUCUCGGCGAAGGGCGGUUUCGAGAUCGUCUUCGUGUCUGCCGACCAGGAUGAGGAGGAGUUCAAUGGGUAUUUUUCCAAGAUGCCAUGGCUCGCAAUUCCGUUCUCUGAUUCCGACACCCGCGAUCGCUUGGAUGGAAUUUUCCAAGUAAACGGGAUACCACACCUUGUGAUCCUCGACGCAAAUGGGAAGGUUUCGACUGAAGAGGGUGUUGAGAUCAUCGGAGAGUAUGGCGUGGAAGCCUACCCAUUUACGUCGGAAAUCAUCAACCAACUCAAAGAGGAAGAAGAGGCAGCCAAGAAGGAACAGUCACUGAGAUCUAUCUUGGUUUCCUCCUCUCGUGACUUUCUGAUUAGUAACGACGGGAACAAGGUUCCGGUCUCAGAGCUUGAAGGGAAGGUGGUGGGUCUAUAUUUCUGCUCGUCUUUUUAUGGUUCCUGUGUAGAAUUCACCAAGGAAUUCGUGGGAAUUUACAAUGAAUUGAAGGAGAAAGCAGAGAGCUUUGAGGUUGUCUUAAUUUCCCUUGAUGACGACGAAGAAUCAUACAAGAAAAGUUUUGAAAUCGUGCCUUGGCUAGCAUUACCCUUCAAGGACAAGAGUAUCAGCAAGUUGGUUCGAUACUUUGAGCUCUCGACGGUUCCCACACUGGUUAUAAUUGGGACUGACGGAAAAACUCUCCAUUCCAAUGCUGUCAAGAUCAUCGAAGAACAUGGUAUUCAGGGAUACCCGUUUACAGCUGAAAAGUUAGCAGAACUUGCAGAGAUUGAGAAGGCCAGACUCGAAGCGCAGACACUCGAAUCAAUUUUGGUCUCAGGGGAUCGGGAUUUCGUGAUUGGGAAGGACGGUGCCAAGAUUCCGGUGUCAAAACUUUUGGGGAAAAAUAUCCUGCUCUACUUCUCGGCGGAGUGGUGCCCUCCAUGCCGUGCUUUUCUGCCCAAACUAAUUAAGGCAUACCAUGAGAUCAAGGCAAAGGAUGACGGAUUCGAGGUAAUCUUUAUCUCGAGCGACAGUAACCAAUCUUCCUUCGAUGAAUUCUACUCGGGUAUGCCUUGGUUGGCACUCCCCUUCGGUGACGAGAGGAAGAAGUCGUUGAAUCGCAGAUUCAAGGUUACUGGAAUCCCUACUGCCGUAGCCAUUGGAUCCAGUGGCAGGACUGUUACAACAGAUGCAAGAAAUCUGCUGAUGGCACACGGAGCUGAUGCUUAUCCUUUCACAGAUGAGCGUGUGAAGGAGAUUGAGUCGCAAUUAGAGGAAAUUGCAAAGGGGUGGCCUAAGAAUGUGAAGCACCCACUCCAUGAGCAUGAGCUUUUCCUUACUCGUCGUAGGAUUUACAAUUGUGAUGGGUGUGAGGAAGUAAACACUGGGUGGUCUUUCUAUUGCAAGAAAUGCGACUAUGAUCUCCAUCCCCAGUGCGCACUCAAGGCCAGUGAUGAUGCUAUAGAGGAGAAUGCUAAUGGUGACAAUGAAACCAAAGAAGGAUGGAUCUGUGAUGGGGAAGUUUGUUUUAAAGCUAAUUAACAAGUUACUUGUGAUUUUCGUUUCUACUUUCUUGUUGGAACUUGUGGAUUCUGUAUUUCUAUUUAUUUUCUAUUUGGCUUGUUUUGAGUUGCCUCCAUGGCUAUAUAUGGCUAUGGGCUAUGUCUGUAAGAGCCUAAGAGGUUGUGGUUGUGGUGUUAAGAACUGUCCAGUUUGAUUAAUAGUUUGAUAUUAUCAAUUCCUUCUC
This is a messenger RNA of Nelumbo nucifera (sacred lotus), 2018 nucleotides long. RefSeq names its product putative nucleoredoxin 1. Gene Ontology annotation, molecular function: thioredoxin-disulfide reductase (NADPH) activity. NCBI's taxonomy places the organism in Eukaryota, Viridiplantae, Streptophyta, Magnoliopsida, Proteales, Nelumbonaceae. The record is from RefSeq and is a predicted model, not a curated record.